Messenger RNA from Daphnia pulicaria, 3569 nucleotides. RefSeq lists its product as uncharacterized. Bases 1426 to 2805 code for a protein of 459 amino acids. Gene Ontology annotation, cellular component: membrane. The transcript is spliced from 6 exons. Lineage: Eukaryota; Metazoa; Arthropoda; Branchiopoda; Diplostraca; Daphniidae. The record is from RefSeq and is a predicted model, not a curated record.
UCUCUUUUUUUCCCGAAAAACUUACGGGAAUUUCCCCUUUCUUUUUUUUCAUGUUAUGUUUUUAUUAAUCAAACCACAUUGAUGUCUCUUAAUCUCAUCAUAAGCUAUGCUACGUCGAAACGAAUACAAAUCGAGCUAACGUCUUAAGGUCUUAUUCACGUUAAAAUAGAAUUAGAGAUGCAGUUAAGACAAUUGGAGCAAGAUUUUUUUUUUAAACAUAUGAACAAAUUUCAAAACAUUCAAAAUAAAUAGGCCGGUCCUUGAAAUAAUUAGCCUUUAUAAAAAACUAAAACACAAAGGGAUUAACUUUUGUAUUUUAACUCUGAAGUCGAAUCCUCUCUUUCGCUUCCAAAUAUUUGUAUUUUAGUGUUAUUGGUCACGGGAAACGUGGAAUAUUUAAACUCGUCUGCUAUUUACAUACCUGUCUGAGUGUCUGUACGUGCCACAGGUCCUUGAUUAACUAAAUGAAAUCUUAUUGUUUUUUUUCAUUCACGCUCAUCUGAUAGUUAACAGUGUCUUCAGUGAAGUUGAUUAUCAACAGGAUUUUCUUACGAGCAUUAAAUGAUUAUUUACUGACGUUUAUAUGUCUUUAAUUGUCGAAUUGCACAACCUUAAUUCAUCUCCCGUGCUUAAACUCCCAAAGGUUUCAAGAUCCCCAGGUAAAAAAUUUUCGAGUGGCUCAUGAAAUUGAAAGUGUCUCAAUCAAUCUCAGGAUUUAGGUAAGUUUUUUUAAGAGACAAAUAAUGAAAUAAAUGCCACUUUAAGGUAAUUUAAGGUUUCUACUAAAACAUCAUGUCAGUAAUGAUUUUCAUUGUGAAGUUCAAUAACUUCAGUUAGUCUGUGAGUGGACUUAAGGCAAAGUCUGUUUCCCUUUGCAUUUCAUUAGAAGCUCAAAAUGCCUAUAGAUAGCCAAGAAUGAUUGUAAGAUAAGUGUGUCCAUACCUUUCUAACGCCUUCCUUUUUAAUCAAGUGCAAGACCCAAUUCCAUUUUUACGUCAUAAAGUCAUGACGUAUAGAUUAAAUUAAACUACGCGUGACGCGUCGCCUUGAUCACGCAAGACUCACAAUUUGACAUUUGAGCAUGACAAGGCAAGAAAUACUGAAUAAAUAAACUUCCCUGACCUCUAUUAAAUUAGAAUAGUUGAUCACUAGACCCGCUCUUAUUUUCCCGUGAAAUCUCUGUAGCAACUCGCACAUCACUUUGGAUAUUCUUCACUUGCCAUUUUAUUUCCAUUUCGAAUGUCAACUUGGUAACUGUGAAUUGUUACUUACAAUUUGUAAGUUUAUGUAGUUGCACGCCACAUCGAUGCGCAUCAGUUCCUCUGUCGAAACCUUUUAUUAAGUCUAUUUUGUUUGUUCAAUUUGUUAUCGUUAACUUUAUUUCGCUAGGGUGAAGAAGCAGAAAAUGGCUAAUAAAUUGAUGACAUGACUGAGAAGAAAUGUUAUACUAGAGUUAAUAUGAAUCCAGUAUACUCUUUAAAUGUAUAUAGUAUAAAACUGCAAGCUCACUCAUUAAUACUCAGAUUAAAGGAUUUGAAGUUUUAUCGACCUGAUAACCGAACGUCACGUACACGGAAAGGAUCCAUCGAACCGCUAUAUAUAGCUGCUCAUCUGAACGUUGCCAUUUCAAUUGCCGUCUGCUUGGCCGGACUUAACGUAAGCCAAAAUCGUUUGUCUGAUGUCGAUCCUCGUUCAGCUCGGAUCCUGUUGAGCAACAACUUUGAGAGUGGAUCCGCCGAUCCUUGGUACGACAAUUCGCCGUCCAGCGUCCACUGGAUUGUCGAAGAUUUCUAUUAUCCUGCUGAAGUCAGCAAUCCGCCUCCCGCUCCUUUGUCAGGUACCAAAUACCUGCGAGCUACCCGCAACUCCCAAUUGUCUGCCGGCCUUCUCAUAUUGCGCUCAGAGGCAUUCACGGCCUUGCCCGGUGACACGAUAACGUUCGAAUUUUGGAUUCGCUCCAGAUUCGACAGUGGCAACGUUUUGGAGCUUGUGAUUGCUGCUGGUGACGUUGAAACGACAUUGCUUACAUUGACGAGUUAUUCAACAGCAUCGAAUUUCAACUGGCGCCCAGCCUCUACCUCUCUCCGCGUGUCGGAACCAACCGAUGUGACGUUGAUUUUUUAUGGGUACUGUGGAUCAAACAACGAAGAUGCUAUCGCCAUCGAUGACAUUGUGCUUGAAACUCACGACAUCUCUACAACUGAGAUGAUGACAACUACUACUACACCGACCACUACUACACCGACUACUACUACACCGACAACUACUACACCAACUACUAUUACACCGACCACUACUACACCGACUACUACUACACCGACCACUACUACACCGACUACUACAACACCGACCACUACUACCCCAACUACUACUACGUCCUCAUCGCCAAUUCGACGGACAGUGGUAUUCAUCUACAAGACGACGCAAAAUGAGCAAAACAUGUUCAUUCGAGGUGGAAUCGAUGACAAAGUUGUUCGUCCUGUCUGCAUGGAUGACCAAGAUGCAGGGUCCUCAAAUUGCUCCGUUUCUAUUCAAGUAAAUUCUUUAGGUUUUGGCGCACCCUGGGAAUCAUACGAUGCCUGGAGAAUCGGCGAUACCAAACUUGACUGGUUCGGAGCUCAGGCAGGACAAGGAACCUACAUGGGUAGUUCCGCUUUCGGUACGCCUUUGGCCUGGACUACAAGUAAUUCUAUUUUACCGGAAUAUCAAGAACUGAACAAAUGGGGAGAUCACUAUCAUAUGGUGGAUUUUGACAUGGAUUGCUCAGAGACCGUAAACGGCUGGUUUGAUGUCGAAAUCGUGUAAACGGAUGAAGUUGAUUGUCGCCAUUCUGUUUGUUUCUCAUUGCCGAUCGAUGCAUAAUUGAAGUUAAUUUCACAUCUUUAUUGUUAAAAUUAUCUACAGCAUCCGGAUGGGAAACUGACAUUAUUCAAUCACCAUGCACUGGGACAGGAGCUCAUGGCCUUCCACCUUAUUCUGGCACCAAAAAUCACAUGGCCCGUUGCGGUUACGUCAAUAAAUUCAGUUUUGGCAGUGGUGAUUGCGAAAUCAAUGCAUUUUAAUUUAGUGUAUCAUUAGCAUUAUAGUAUUGCCUGCUGUUCUUCCAUUUUGUGUGCGACUUUAUCUUUGGUAAGCGGAUAGAUAUUAAACAUAAUUUGGUUUUAGUUUGGUCCAUCACUCAAUAAAUCCAAUUUCGUUCCAGUUUGAUUUUGUUGAUUGGAGUAGUUUAUAUAGUCACUCUAGUGAAUUAUAGUACGUUUUCUUAAUACUUAUUGUUUCAUUGGGGUGAAAAAUCGGACGCAGUCCACAUUACACUGUUUCAAAAUCAUGGAAAUGUUUUAUUUCAUGCAGUUCACUAACUUCACUGGAUUGCAAAAAAAAACAAAACAAUACACGGCAAUAGAUUUGUUUUUGCUGUUGCCAAUGGCUCAUCUGUUAAUGGUCAUAUUGUCACGAAAUUUGUUUCUUGAUAAGCUGCUGUGCUUUAUUUUGCACUGGCUUUAACAUGCGAGAUUCGUUUGUUUCUUGUUCUAAUUUUAAUUCUCUAAUACACGCUGUGAGACUUGCUA